CUUCCUGAAUACGUCCAUCCUGGCUGCGGCCUCCAGCCUCAUGGGGCACCCGGAACUCUGGCUCGGAGCGGACACGGGUCGACGGGAACCGGGCGUGAGGGAAUCACAAGCCGGCCGACGAGUCGAGCCUGGGUCCACCUGAGGGAGCGCAAAGUUCUGGUUCGGCUGUGCGCAUUUACGCACAAGAACUCAGGCGGUUGCGGCGGCGGAAGCGGCUGGCCCUGCGUGUUUCCACAGUGAGGUGACAGGAGAGGACCAGUCAACUUACUCCUGCUUGCCUUCCUUGGGUCUGGCGCUCAGUGCGGCGAGAUGAUGAGGGGAAACAGAGUUUGCUUCUGUCCACAAAGGGUUUGAAGUGAGGGGCCUCAAGAAGAAUAAAGAAACAGAGGAGAAGAAGAAAGCAACCAACAUCCCCCCAGUGAAGGAUUUCCCCUUGUUGUUUGCAGCCAGACUAUGAGGCUGUGAGUUUGAGUCCUCGUCCCUCUUACAGAGUUCUUCUUCUUCACUACCUGACACCAUGCCACUGAAGGACAGAUGGAGGAGUGGGGGCAGCUGCCUCUGGAUGCUGCUGCUCCUGCCCCUGCUCUGCUGUCUGGUUCUGGCACAGGGCUCCACGCUGAGCCCAGAGGACAGCCGGUCCACCACUGCUGCGAUGCUGCCGGAGGACUGGACCAACACCACGGUGCCACUGCAGCCGGACCUGCAGACCGUCGGCCAAACGCCCACAGAGGAGCCGGCGGAGGCGCCGACGGAAGACCAGACGGAGGCACCGACGGAGAUGCAGACUCAGGUCUUCACCAACAACUACACAGGUAUGUCCUGCGUCCCCGUCCUGCCACCUCGUCGGGGUUCCUUCUAUGUGGAGAAAGGAACAGGCAUGUCGGUGGGCAGUGUGCUGGCCUUCUGGUGCAGAGAGGGAUACCAGCUGGUCGGCAGCGACAAAAUCUCCUGCCAUGUCAGAAAGGGCAAAGCGCAGUGGAGCAACUACCUACCCGUCUGCGAAGGAAUCCCCAGACCGGAGGACCGUGGACUGAGAGUGGCCGUGUUGGCUUCAGUUGUGAGUGGCAUCGUCAUUUUUGCCAUGUCCUUGUCCUUCCUCGUCUGCUGCCUGCAGGAGCGAUCUAGCCGGGACCGUGCCAAGAAAGACGGCCGGAGCAGAGAGAAGAGAUCAGGCCGCCGCAGUGAAUGCUGGCUGGAGACAGAAGAGGGCGAGUGGGAAGCCUUCCCUCCACCCAAGAUUUUCCACCUGUCCCAAAGGAUGAACCCCCGUCUGGCACCCGACAGUCCCCUUUACCUGACAGGAGCCCUCAACGGAUACGAGAACAGAGGAUACCAACGGAGUCAGGAGAGUCUGCUGAAGACCUCUCUGCCUGGACUCUACCGUUCUGAGUCCCAGCUGUACCCACACGUCGUCCUCCAGAGAGUUCCUACUCCUACUGCACCAUCUGCUCCUUCCGCUCCAUCGGCUCCUCUGUACCUCCACCUUCCCCCGUCUUCUUCGGCAGGCUCCUCCCCAGCCCACACCAUUACCCAAAGCCAGCCCCAGAUCAUGACGCAGUACCCGACGCCAACGUAUCCGCCCAACCCCAACACAGCUGUGCCUACUUACCCCCACCCAACACCAGCUCCUAUUUACCCCAACCCCAACCCACCACCUCAGAGGCCAUGGCAGUAGCUUUAUCUUCUGUUGUCCUGCUCUACAGGGUGUUCUAGCUGGCUAUGCAGAAGAGCAAAGAAAGAAAAGGCCCGAGUCACAUUCUGAAGAAGUCUUUUUAGGUUUUCUUAUCCCCGUUUUCUCUGUUGAAAAUGCCCUGCUCCAAAGCAGACAUGAAGGAAAUGCAGCAAACAACAAAGUACUCCUUGUUACUGCAUGCUUGAAGCACUUUUCCUACCGCCAGCACUUUACCAGUGAACAGUUGAGUUUUCUUAGUUCUACCUGAAAUGUUGGUGAAACAGAAGGUCAUCAGCGAAAACUCUGCUUUCUUACAAAGAACUCUGUUAAGCUAGUAAACAAAGGACCUUGGGUUGGGGUUGUAAUUUGUGCACUAACCUCAUUUGUAAGAGAAACCUGCCGUAGUGGGUGUGUUUAGGCAGCUCUAAGCCAUUUAAUGUAUUUUCUAUCAUUAACUGCUUUUAAGGAAGAUCCCUAUCAGCCUUUUUUCAGGUGUUGCUGAUCUAAUUACGUUUUAACUAAGUGAAAUUAUGUUUAUGUAUUGACUAGAGCUGUGAGUAAGUUAAUGAAUGCAGGUCUUCUUAAUAUUCUUGUACUUUCUGGUCCUACGACUACAACCGGCACUGUGACUGAAAUGCUGCUGUUGUUCCAGCCACUAAACAAAUCUAUUUUGCACUAUUUGUAUGGAUUUCAAAAUGUAGCAAGAGCUUCUCAGCUGAUCUUCAACACCACAACAGUUCUGUUAAUGUUUUCUCUGUGUGUUAUCUUACAAAAGUCAGCACUUGAGUGCUUGACUAACUAGACAUUGUGACAUUCCCCAAGAAGGGGAUAGUGAUUUGCUUAGAUCCUACAGCACCAGAGUUCAAAGAGUAACCUAUAUGUUCAAGAUGAUCAUUUUUAGGAUAAUCUCUGGUUUUACAAAAUAAAAGUGGUGUAAAAGAUUGCAGAUCUAUUGUUGAUCCAUUGUAAACUCUGUUGAGUUUGUGUAUAAAGUCUAACCAUAUAGAUACAGUCCCUUGCAAAAGUAAACAUACAGUCUCUCUUUCAUUCUUCCACAUUUUGGGUGGCAAUGAAGUACAAGUUCACAACUGUAGUUACAAAGAAUUACAGUUGUGAUUCUUUGGGGUAUCUGCUAGCUUUUUGUCUGCCCUUCUGUGCACAAGUGCUCAAGUUCAAUAGGAAUUGGGAAGCAAGCAUAGGAUUUAGGUCGGGACUUGACUGAUCUAACAAAUAAAAGUGCUUUGAUCUAAACUGUUUUGUUGUAUUUCUGGUUGUAUGUUCAGGAUCAUUGUACUGCCGGACGGAGAGCAAGUCUUUUGCAGCCUCUAAGAAGUUUUCCUCCAUGAUUACUCUUAUACACUUAACCCCCGUCCAUCUUUCCUUUAACUGUGACAGAUUCUCUGUCGCUGUUAAAGCUGCAUGAAUCUGGAGAUGGUCUGUUCAGGAUGUUGUGCGAUUUUAAACCCCUUCUCCUUUGUCAACUUUCAGGCCAGCUGGUUAAUGUCUGGUUUGGGUCUAGCCAAAUACCUGUUGGCGGUGUGUUUCUCACUAUAUGGGCAGGAAUGUGGGAAUGUGAGCAGGCAUUAUCUUUGGUCAAUAUGUCAACAAUAUCAUUUUGUCUUUCUUUAUAUUUGUUUGUUACGGGUUGCUGUGAACCAUUGACGCAGUAAGAAAUAAUUCCGCAAGUACCGCCUAUGUCUAUCCAGUGACACAGAACUACGGGCCAAUCAACGAAUGCAGUCUGCUGCCAAACAACUCGCUUGCAUUCAAUACCUGGCAUGACCCGGCUAAUCCAGGGUAGGAUCCUACCCUGACACGAAUCUGUCUGGAACUGACUGGGGAAGAACCAGUUAAAGCCACACCCCUGGAGAAGAGGCUUUAUCAAUCUGACCAGAGUAACUUCGUCCAUGUUUCCUGUAUCCCCUACAAGAGUUAUGGCAAUUACUUCCUUCUUGUCAUUCCUCCAUAAAAGUCUGUUUGUGCUGUAUUGACUUGUAAUCAAUCUGCUGACAGAUUCUCACAGCUGACCUGUGGAUGUCUGCAACUCUUCCAGAUUUACCACAAGCCUUUCAUUAAUCAUGCUUCUCUGCUUAAUAUUUUCUAUGGCAACACAUUUCUGCCAAAAACGCUGAGGAGUGAUUUAAUUAAUUUGUAAUAAUUGUUUUACCAUUUGGUGUGCUGCAUUCACGGGUCUGUGAAUAAGUGGAAAUGUCCCUGGUCAGAGCAUGCUCUGUUCAAUAAUAAAUAAUGCUCUGUUGUGUUUCCUUAAUACACUCCUCAGGUUUUUGGCAGGAAUGUCAUGCCAUAUUCCUCUUACCUGACCAGUUAUUUUAUUUGUAAUUACCAAAAAGCUUAAUUUGACACAGGUGGACUUAAUUAGAUAACUUCUUGAGGCAAUUUGUUCCUUUAAAUUUCAUAAUUGGUGUCCAAGUAAAGAGGCUAGAUGCAAAAGACAAAAUUUUCUUUGUAAAAAUUUAGCAAAGUCGUGUAUUCUUUUUCUUCCACUUUGUAGUUAUACCCUACGUUGUACUUGGUUUUCACAUGAAUUCUCAAUGAAACAUAUUAAGGUUUGUAUUUAUACCAUGAUGAAUGUGGAAAAGUUUUAGGGGUUUAAAUACUUUUGCAAAGCACUGUAGAUAAACUCCACAACCUUAAGCUUUGUUUUGUCCUAUUAAUACAUGUACUUGCAUUUAAGUUAUAUUUUCAAGUUUUUUCCCUUCUUUUUAUUAUGUUGGCAAAUCUUAAAACACAAACAAACCUGCUGCUUUCA
This is a messenger RNA of Gambusia affinis (western mosquitofish), 4442 nucleotides long. RefSeq lists its product as uncharacterized. The record is from RefSeq and is a predicted model, not a curated record. Gene Ontology annotation, cellular component: plasma membrane. Bases 518 to 1675 code for a protein of 385 amino acids. The transcript is spliced from 6 exons. Lineage: Eukaryota; Metazoa; Chordata; Actinopteri; Cyprinodontiformes; Poeciliidae.